AAAUGUAAAGGAAUGAGAGCGUAAUUGCCCCUAUGUUCUAUACCCUUCCUUUAUUACCCCUCAAUUGUCCUUAUAUUUCUAUUUUAUUUUUUCACCGCCCCACUUUUCUGAAUAUCUCUGAUUACAUCCGCCUUCCCUCAGUCGCCGACUAUCCAUCUGGAUUCCGACUGUUUCCAGAAGACCCAAAAACCUCAUCAAGAACGAAAGGGGAAAAAUUCAAUUACGGAUGUCGGGCCUUGUUCGAUGUAUUUGUUGGGUUUUUCAAUUUCAACUAUAGUAUAUCUUUAGAGAGAGAGAGAGAGAGAGAGGAAGUAGCAGGGGAGAGGAAUAUAGAGGGAGAGUUGCGUGAAUUAUUAGCAGUUCACUUUCCUCUAUUCUGGUUGUAUUUGUUCCUGCUAUGUAGCAUCUCUCAAAUUCAAUAAAAAAAAAUCAAGUAAUAGUGCUGUUUAUUUUUUCGAGUUGAUUGAUUGCUUUCUAUAAUUAUUAUGUCUUUUGUUUGUUGAGAGUUGAUUGUUAACUGAUACUGCAAAUAAAAGGAGAGGUUUCUUUUUGUUAUUUUAUUGUUAUUUUGUUUUUCUAUUUUUGCUGGUUUAAGAAGGAAAAAAGAACAAAAUUAUACAUUGAAUUUUUGAGAAGAGGAUAGUUAAUGGGUAGUCCUGGAACGAGUAAUUUGGCUACUGCAGCUCGUAUUGGAUUAUCCGAGCCAAUUUCAACUGGAGGCCCCAGUGAGUUUGAUGUUAUUAAGACUCGUGAGUUGGAAAAGUUUCUUGUAGAUGCGGGAUUGUAUGAGAGUCAUGAAGAAGCUAUAAAAAGGGAGGAAGUUCUUGGUAGAUUGGACCAGAUUGUGAAGACGUGGGUGAAGAACAUCAGCCGUGCCAAAGGUUAUAAUGAGUCGAUGAUCAAUGAGGCGAAUGCAAAAAUUUUCACAUUUGGCUCCUACCGGCUUGGUGUACACGGCCCUGGUGCUGAUAUUGAUACCUUGUGCGUUGGACCGAAGCACGCAACUAGAAAUGAAGACUUCUUUGGCGAACUUUAUAAAAUGCUUUCGGAAAUGCCUGAAGUACAAGAGCUGCAUCCUGUACCUGAUGCUCAUGUUCCAGUGAUGGGGUUCAAGUUCAAUGGUGUUUCAAUAGAUCUACUUUAUGCAAAUGUGUCCCUCUGGGUUAUUCCUGAAGACUUGGAUAUUUCACAAGAAUCCAUUCUACAAAAUGUGGAUGACCAGACUGUUCGUAGUCUUAAUGGUUGUAGAGUGACUGAUCAAAUAUUGCGUUUGGUUCCAAAUAUUCAGAAUUUUCGUACUACACUGCGAUGUAUGAGGCUGUGGGCGAAAAGACGGGGAGUUUAUUCAAAUGUUACUGGUUUCCUUGGCGGUAUUAAUUGGGCAUUGCUUGUUGCCCGCAUUUGCCAGCUGUACCCAAAUGCUUUGCCUAGCAUGUUGGUAUCUCGCUUUUUUAGGGUAUACACUUUGUGGCGGUGGCCAAAUCCUGUUAUGCUAUGUCCAAUUCAAGAAGGAUCUUUGGGACUCUCGUUUUGGGAUCCUAGAAGAAAUUAUAAGGACAGGUCGCACCUGAUGCCAAUAAUAACUCCUGCUUAUCCCUGCAUGAACUCUAGCUACAAUGUGUCGACAAGCACAUUGCGGGUCAUGAUGGAAGAAUUCCAAAGGGGGAAUGAAAUAUGUGAGGCAAUAGAAGCAAACAAGGCUACCUGGGAUGCACUUUUUGAGCCUUUUGCCUUCUUUGAAGCAUACAAAAAUUAUCUGCAGAUAGAUAUAGCAGCAGAGACCGAUGAUGACUUGAUGAAUUGGAAAGGUUGGGUGGAGUCCAGAAUACGCUUGCUUACUUUAAAGAUUGAAAGGGACACAAAUGGGGUACUUCAGUGCCAUCCUCACCCUGGUGAAUUUUCAGAUAAAUCUAAGCCAUUUCACCAUAGCUAUUUUAUGGGUUUGCGAAGGAAACAGGGUAGCAACCCUCAAGAAGGUGAACAGUUUGAUAUAAGGAUGACAGUUGAGGAUUUUAAGCGUGAUGUAUAUGCUUACUCAUUCUGGAAACCGACAAUGUGGAUUAAUGUAUGUCAUGUUAAACGAAAAGACAUACCUAACUUUGUCUUCCCUGGUGGAGUGCGGCCUCCUCCCCCUCCCAGAACCGCUGCUGACAGUCGCUCAGUACGAAAAUCACUUCGAUCCAACUCUCCUCAAGCAGAAGCUGUUAUGAGCAGGAAGAAGAGAAAACUAGAUGAAAUCAACAGAGGAGUUAGCUUGACGGAAUCCUCAAGCACUGGCGUAUGUAUUAGUGAUGCAACUUCUUUGGAUGAAACAAUGGGAAGGAAACAAAUUGGACCUGAUUUUAAUGCUACUGCAAAUGGAGGAUUUUCUGAGAAUAUAUCCAGUGAUGGCCCUGAAAUUCCAGGGUUUGGGAAAAGCAAACAUGAUGGUGUGCCUACAUCUUCUUCAGGUGCUUUGUCAGGUUCAUUGACGAUGGAGAAGCCUUUCACCGAGCACUAUUCCUCUCAGAUUAUUAAUCCCCAAGGUCCUUCUGAAGUCCUUGAUGGUCUUGUAGAAGGUGUACAGGUGAAGAGUGAAAUUCAACAGGAUGGUGAGGCAGAUGGAAUUAAACCAUCGUCUUCGUUCACAUCAGAGCAAGCUGUAGGAGUAGUAGGAGCAGGGAAUGAGGCGACUUGCUCCAAGAUUCAACAGAAUGGUGACCUGGAGGAGCUUGAGCCCCUUGAAUUGUCUGCGACCACUACAAUGGUGUCCACAUCAGCAACCGUGCCAGCUCAGAAGCCCCUUAUUAGGUUCAGUUUCACCUCUUUACCAAAGGCAACUGGCAAUAGUGCAUAAAGCUGUUUGUUCAAAACAUACGGCUGGAGUCUCAAUCUUGCCCCUCAACCGGGGCAUUGCUUUGUUGGCCUAAAAGGUUGAGGGAGAAAGAACGGGAUAAAGAUUCAGCCCAAGUUACCAUAUGAUGUGGGUUAUGGUCUUGCAUAUGUAAUAAAAUGUUGAGAUAUUCUUCCUUUUGCAUCUCACAGUUUAUCUAAUCCGACUUCAGUGCACCACAAUAGGGUGAUCCCAGGAGUGUUGUAUAUUACUCGUAUGCAUCGAAUAUAAUAUGGAAUCUGUUCCUUAUAGAAUUUUAAUGCAAUCACAUCGUCUUUCCUUGGC
This is a messenger RNA of Sesamum indicum (sesame), 3157 nucleotides long. RefSeq names its product poly(A) polymerase 1 (gene PAPS1). The record is from RefSeq and is a predicted model, not a curated record. Gene Ontology annotation, molecular function: poly(A) RNA polymerase activity; RNA binding. NCBI's taxonomy places the organism in Eukaryota, Viridiplantae, Streptophyta, Magnoliopsida, Lamiales, Pedaliaceae. Gene Ontology annotation, cellular component: nucleus. Gene Ontology annotation, biological process: RNA 3'-end processing.